UAACCAUACAUAACCUUAUACAUAUUUUUUUUUUGAAAGAUUCAUCAUGGUUUCGACUUUGUGUUAUAUAAUUUUACCGGUAGUUUUUAUAAUCGGUCUUCUUCGAAAAUGCCGAGAAUAUUCUUGGGGAAAAUGCAGGAAUGUCAAAAACCUAAAUGGUCGAAUUUUUAUUGUAACCGGAGCCAAUUCGGGAAUCGGUAAAGAAACAGCGAAAGAAUUGGCAAAGCGAAAAGCGACAGUGAUUAUGGCUUGCAGAAAUGUACAAAAUGUUAGGAAAGCUAUUGCUGAAAUACGGACGGAAGUUACUUCAGGAGAACUGAUCCCAAUGGAAUUAGAUCUUGCUUCUUUGAAGUCAAUACGUGAAUUUGCUACACAAGUUCUUCACGAAUUUUCGGAAAUCCACGUUCUAAUCAAUAAUGCUGGAGUGUACGUGCCUCUGAAGGAACAGGCCUUUACAGAAAAUGGCUUUGAAGUUCAUUUUGGUGUCAAUCACCUAGGCCACUUUUUAUUAACAUAUUUACUCUUGGAAAGACUUAAAGCUAGUGCUCCUAGUAGAGUCGUUAUCGUGACUUCUAAACUAUUAGAAUCUGGUACUAUUGACUUUUCUAAUUUAAAUGGAGAAAAGGGAUUAGCAACUGAAGGUCGCAUGAACCCAAGCUAUUGUAAUUCAAAGUUAGCAAACGCAUACUUUGGAUUUGAACUUGCGAAAAGAAUGAAAGGCACCGGAGUUUGCGUGUAUAUGGUUUGUCCGGGUUUCACUUACACAGGAUUAUUUAGACACGUUAAACGGAGCUGGCUUCACUACAUAAUUUUUUCGCCAAUUGCUUUACUAUACCUGCGUACCGCCAACCAAGGAGCUCAAACAGUUGUGCACUGUGCAACGAAUUUCUCUGCGAGUAUUGAAAAUGGAAAAAUAUAUCGAGAUUGUAAAUUGUACGAACCAAAGAUGAAGUUGGACCCAGAGGUAGCGGUUAAACUUUGGGAUGUCAGUGCAAAGCUUACGGAAAUUUCUGAUUUUGAUACUGCCGGACUGGCAAGUUGAAUCGCAAGAAUUAGAUGUCGUCACCCGUUAAUACAUCACUUCAUUUUAAUAUAUCGAGAUAUAGUCACUUAAGCAGAGUAAUUUUUUACAAAUAAAAAACUAGAGACUGUCUAUUAGCUUUUACUAGAAAAAAAACUAUACUUGUAGAUAAAUACCAAAAAUUCGUGAAUUGUAUUCGAAUAAUGAUAAUGUACUAUAGCGAUUAAAACUAGGUACUAUAUAGAUUUAGUAAGGAGUAGGGGUCGUCCGGGCUUAUGUGGCUGAAUAAAAAUAGAAAAAAAAAAUCAAUUGAAAAUUCUUUUUCCAAAAAUCAGUUGAAGUUUAGUUUUUGAGGUAUAAAAUAUUUAAGCUGGACCAAUCAGAAGUGUGGUAUAAACAGUCGUGCGUGUGAGCGGGAACCCAACGCAGUGACUGUUUAUUCCGCGCUGCCGAUUGGUCCAGCUUAAAUAUUUUAUACCUCAAAAACUAAACUUCGACUGAUUAUUUUUAUUUUUAUCCAGCUGUAUAAUUCCGGACACUUGAGUCUAGGAUACCCUGUAUAUUCAGAUUUGAGCUCCAUUCGUAUCAAUCAGGCUAUUAAAGCUGGUCGAAAUUUAACCCGCAAAGACCACCGUCCAUCUACGCAUAUGUAUAUACCACACAUGUGUGAAUUGGGAUUUCGUAUUUUUAAAUGUUAAUAAUUCGUGCACAAAUAAACAAUUAUAACUCA
Molecule: messenger RNA, 1751 nt
Organism: Belonocnema kinseyi
Lineage: Eukaryota; Metazoa; Arthropoda; Insecta; Hymenoptera; Cynipidae
Product: retinol dehydrogenase 12-like
Exons: 4
Coding region: 47-1042 (331 amino acids)
Source: RefSeq, a predicted model, not a curated record